AUGCUCUCGACUAACGAUAGCAUGCAUGACUUAUUGGCAUGUGUUGAUUGUUAUACGCGUUGGCCACUUGCUAUGUCUUUACGAGAUGUUUCUGUAGAAACUGUAGCGCGAACAUUCAUUGAAAAUUGGAUUUUCGUCUUUGGCACGUCAGCCACUAUUACUACUGAUAGAAGGCCCCAAUUCAAUUCAGUCUUGUUUCGUGACUUGAACUACUUGCUCGGUUGUUCCCACUUACGGACAACCGUCUAUCACCCAGCUGCAAAUGGCAUCUUUAAACAUCUCCAUCGCCAACUUAAAGCCUUAAUUACUGCUUCACAUUCGAACUUACAAUGGUCAGAACGUCUACCGAUUCUCUUGCUUGGUAUUCGUGAUACCAUUAUAGAAGACAUUGGCUGUUGUCCCGCUGAGUUGCUUUUUGGCACUACUCUCAGGCUUCCCGGAGAAAUGGUGCUUGACUCAAGAGUGACUGGAGAAGUUGAUCCGACCUCUACGUCACACGCCUGAGGCAACACUUCAGCUCAAUUCGUCCUCACGUCGAAUCAGCCCUCGGGGUCAACAGGUACACCCGGAUUUACG
Molecule: messenger RNA, 576 nt
Organism: Dicrocoelium dendriticum
Lineage: Eukaryota; Metazoa; Platyhelminthes; Trematoda; Plagiorchiida; Dicrocoeliidae
Source: the annotation of a GenBank genome assembly